This is a messenger RNA of Stylonychia lemnae, 1482 nucleotides long. Lineage: Eukaryota; Ciliophora; Spirotrichea; Sporadotrichida; Oxytrichidae. The record is from the annotation of a GenBank genome assembly.
AUGUCCUCAGUGCAAAACCAACUUGAAGAACAGAAAAAAAUCAUUGAAUAUCUAGCAUCAAAGUAUGAAAAGGACACUGGCCGCAGAAUCCAGAUGCCCUCUACUCUUGGUCAGCUGCUUGGAGAUGAUUCCAUUGUGGGUGAUGAUAAAAAGUCUACUGAGCCAGAUAAUCUGAAAAUACCUCAAACAUUUGGGGAGGCAGUUGAAUUCUUGCGCUUGCCAAAAGGAGAAGCACCUAAGAAAGGGGAGAGAAAGAAGAAGGAAUUGACUGUACAACCUCAUCACAUGCUGGAGAAAAUAGACCUUUCUGGAUUUAGACACAAGAGAUUUUCAAGAUCUGGGAUGAAAGAGCUGAUUGAGGGACUUCAACUUUUACCUUGCAUCAGAACUUUAUGUUUAAGAAAUAAUGGAAUUACAGAUGAAUGUGACAGAGAGAUACUAGAAAUUUUCAGCAUUGUAAAGAUAAGAUGCAUAGACUUGUCAAAGAACAACAUGGUGAAACUGGGAGGAAUGAUAGGUAAAAAGCUAAAAGACGAGGUGACUCAUAUUCAAUGGAUUGACUUAACUUAAAAUGACUUUUUCAAUGAUAAUCCAGGAAAUAGCCUUAUCGUUUAAGGACUUAAAAAACAAGCAAACCUGGUUUAUGUUGGACUCACUGUUUAAGGUUCUCUUUCUGAUUAAUUAGCUAAAAUGAUUUUGCCUAAGAAACCAGCAUUUAACUUAAAUAUGAGAAAUAGUACUCUGACCAAGGGAGCAGCAGAUCAUAUCUCUAAAGCAGUAUCAAAUAACGAUUAUUACUUGACUUCUCUUUCACUUAAGUUUUGCUUUAUUUCUUUUGAGCAGCUUAUAGAGCUAUCAAACUCUUUAAGAUUUAACAAGACCCUUGUCAAGCUAGAUUUGUCCUCUAAUGCUUUGAAAUCAUGCCAAGUUAAAUUUCUGCUAGAUUCAAUGAUGGACAAUGUAUGCCUAACUGAACUUAAUCUCGCUUCAAACUUCUUAGACGAUGAGUUCGCUUAGGAUCUUUCAUAUGUCCUUGAAAAUAAUCCAGUUCUUUAUAAAGUUGAUAUCUCUAGAAACCCCAUUGGUCCUGCAGGUGCUCAGAUAAUUUUAAAUGCUCUGCUUGUUUCUAAUGAGACAUUAGGUUCUCUAGGAGGUGAUAUUGAUAGUGAUUCUGGAUAGGGCUACCUUGACUAAAAUGUAUAUAUGGGUGUAAGAAUCAGAGAGGAAUUGAGAUAAGUACUAAUUCUAAACAACAGUAGCCAUGAUAAGAAAAGAAUUCAUAUGAAAGAGCUGCAGGAGCAUACUAAAAAGACAUUUUAACAGGAGAAAAAUGGAGAUGAUCCCACUGUUAAGAUGCCUUAGAAAAAAAUCUAUGACAUUCCAGCUACCUAACAAGCAAAAUAUCCAUUACUAAAGCCAGUUACUUUUACCAAUCCAUAAGAAGAUGACUAUCUAAAUUCUUUAACCUGGUGUCUUAAAUGA